AUGGCGCUGCUCGAGCAGGCUCGGCCGCGCUACAGCGACCGGGCCCUGCGUGCGUCGGCGGGGCUGGCGCCGCGCAGCCCGCUCCUGGCCGGCGCGCCCUCGUCGCCCACCAUCUUCCGUCCCGAGCACGGCGACGCCUACAUCCUGCCUGCCGCGCCGACGCACGAGCCCGAGGACGAGCCGCUGCCGGGCCAGCUGCUCAGCGCGGCGCCGGGCCUCGGCUCCCUCUUCGGCGCAGAGACGGACCAGGCGCUCGCUGAGCCCAGCGCCGCAGAUGAGGGCGACGAGGAGGUGCUGGAAGAGUUGCGCGACGAGACUGAAGAGCUCGUCUCGCCAGAUGUGCUGCUCUCCGACCUUGGCGGCACGCUCUUUGCAGUGCACAACGCGACUGUGCUUGCUCUGCAGUCUCUUCUGGAGAGCAUGGCAUCGGGUGCUUCGGCCGAGGCGCCAGAAGAGAGCACAUCUCUCUCGCGCAUCGCAUCGCUCGCCAAGAGCAUUGAGAUCAUGUCUGCCGGUCGCGGCGCGCCGGGCGCUUUGAAGAGCAGUCCGGAGCUCAGCGCGCUCAUCGAGCAGCUCAACAUGGAGCUCGACCGCUUCUCCUUUGCGCCCGGGCCCUCGACUGGCUCGCCGGCACUCGACAACCUGAAUUUGGCCACUGCGCUCGCUGCGCUGCUUUCCGGCCUGGAUCGCGUGCGAGAGCCUGCUGCCUCGGGCGGCAACAGCGGCUCAGCGGACGGCGACACUAGUCUGACUCGCUCUGAGACGGCCCGAGCCUCGCAGAUCAGUGGGCCGGGCAUGACUCGGCGGAACAGGCAAGGCAGCGCCGGCAACAUCAGCGCGAUGUACUCAAGCCCAAGCGCCAGUCGCGAAGAGCUGCGCGAUCCAUUCGCAGAGUCCGCGCAGAGCGAGCAGGACGUCUUCACGCAUCUGCACUCGCUCAUGGGUCACCUCGUGCUGCGCUGCAGCCCUCGCGCACCCGCAGGCUCGCCGUUGAUGGCAAACGGCCGCGGCAGCCCGCUGCUGCACUCCCCAAGUCCGCCAACCAGCGCUCCGUUCUAUCCGGCGCAGAGCACGCUCAGCUCGGCACGGAACACGCCUGCCGAUGUUGCGUCCGGGACGCUCGAUGACUCGGCCAACUGGAAGCAGCUCUCGCAGCUUCUCGGCAUCACACGCGAGCUCGUGGCAGCACAGCGUCUCGUCCAGCCUCACCCUCGCUCGAUCCUCGACUCGCCGUCAUUGUCGUUCCGCAGCCGCAGUCGGCAUGGCAGCACCACCUCGUCCCUCAAUGGCGACAUGAUGCUAGAGGAGCCCGUCCGUGCACGCUCCCGUUUGAGCAUGCACAGCACCGGCAGUCAGGCACACGCUGCGCUGGCGCAGAGUCCCAGACUGGCCUCGGCCAACUCUCCGCUGGCUCAAGAGCGCAUCCAGCAUCGCUCGCCCAGUCUCAAGCGCGAGUCGGGAUCUGUGACGACGCACGGGCAUCUUCCGCCGCGCUACAGCGAGGAGAGCCUGCGUGCAUGGACCACACCCGCUGUUGCCGGCGCUAGCUCGCCGACGGCUAAGCUCAACGACGCCGCCAGACGCGACAGCGUUCUGAGUGCAUCCUCGACCAACGCCAGCCUGCCGGCCUACGCAAGCCACUUGCCUUCGGGCUCGCGCGAGGAGAAGAAGCUGCUCCUGGACGAGAAGAGCCGGCCUGAGGCGAUCCCGGAGAUGCAGCGCCCAGAGGUGUCGUCGGCAACUUCUGCGUACGCUGCGCGGACCAGCCAGGAUCUGCGCGUUGUGGAGAGCAGCAUCGACAGGCUGUACUCGGCCGUGCCGCAGCUGGACGACCAGCGCGUCGCGCUGAGCCCGCGACUGCAGCGCGAUGCAAAGCUCGAAGACGUCGUCGAGCGCCUGGCCCGUGGCGGGCGCAUGGAGGAGCAGCGUGCUGCGCCUGUGACGAGCAGCCAGGCCUCCUCAUCCACUCAGGCGCCAGCUCCCGCGCCUCGGUCGCCAGUGGGCUCCUUUGCCGUGCGCAACUCCCUCGCACGUCGCUUCAGCGUUGGCGGCUCGCUCCAGUCUCUGCGGCGUGCGGCGAACCACACGUUCGACAUCAAGGGGAAGGGGCGGGAGAGUGGGCCGCGCUCAUCGAUGUCCGAAUACACCUUCGAGAAGAGCGAGGAGAAGACGAGGCCGACUGCAGCAGACCUCGACCCACUCUUCGACGGCAUCCGCGCCGCCAACGAGAUGCGCUUCUCUGACCAGCAGGCCCAGAUGAGGCCGCGCACCGCUCAGCGGCCGCACACCUCUCAGGGCCGCCAGAGCAAGCUGGCGCAGAUGGGUCUGGGCAUUGGUGACGCUCCUGACGCGGCGUCGCACGCCGACGAAGACGACGAGCUCUUCAAUAUGCUGGCCAGCACGCGUCGCAUGGACGGGCAAGAUGCCGCUCCGCCGUCUCACCGCGGCACGGCUCGUCUCUCCUCUGUCAGCGCUGCACGCACAAGACUCGACGCCGCCGGUCGCUCUCCUCUUGGUUCGCCGAGCCUGCCGCUGCGGUCGCCGAGCUACCGCAAGAAGGUGCCCGAGGCUCUGGACCUAGAGCAAUCAAGCUCCGUCCUCGACACUCCCGACUCUGCCACACCGCUCCAGACGCCACGGGUGCUUCCGGCGGAGAGUGCCACUGCGCACACAGCGCCAGGUGAGGCUUCCACUGGCGAGACUGCGGCUGCUGCGUCGAGCAGUCGCGCCGCACCUGAGCUGCGUACAUCGCCGAGUGCCAUGGACAGCUAG
Messenger RNA from Tilletiopsis washingtonensis, 2772 nucleotides. RefSeq lists its product as hypothetical. The transcript has 4 exons. The record is from RefSeq and is a predicted model, not a curated record. Gene Ontology annotation, molecular function: GTPase regulator activity. NCBI's taxonomy places the organism in Eukaryota, Fungi, Basidiomycota, Exobasidiomycetes, Entylomatales. The coding region runs from base 1 to 2772 and encodes 923 amino acids.